Molecule: messenger RNA, 1547 nt
Organism: Neurospora tetraspora
Lineage: Eukaryota; Fungi; Ascomycota; Sordariomycetes; Sordariales; Sordariaceae
Exons: 5
Coding region: 281-1411 (376 amino acids)
Molecular function (GO): 2-oxoglutarate-dependent dioxygenase activity
Source: RefSeq, a predicted model, not a curated record
CGAAACGUAAUCGGAUUUCUUUGCGAAACCGAGAUUCAUAGACAAAUAGACUCUUUACUUUGUGUAACUCAAUCUCACGAUCAUCGUCAGUCUGUGUGUUCUUAUCAGCACAAGGUAGAGAGGGGCAUGCUUAACUGGGGCUGAAUCAGGUAGCUGUACCUGUAGCACCACCGUGUAUCCGAGAGGGGUUCCUGGUGACAAACACAGCACAAUACAAAUACAACUUAUCACCAUUCAUGAACACUCACUUCCAUAUUCCUCAAAAUCUCGAGUCCCGAUCAUGACCAGCGUCGCAAAGAUUCCCGUCAUCGACAUCUCCGAUGACAACCAAGACCAGGCCCAAGUGGCCAAGGAGCUGGUCGAGGCCGCUAUCGAACAUGGCUUCAUCUAUAUAAAGAACACGGGCAAAGCCAUUCCCGUUGAAGACGUAGAUGCUGCGUUUGAAUUGGCCAGGAAGCUGUUCAAGGAGACUCCCGUCGAAGAGAAGCAAGCAUGCACCAUCCAGAAGAACAAUCGGGGUUGGUCAGCCAUGCACUAUGAGACCCUCGAUCCCAAGAACCAGCGUGUCGGCGACUUCAAAGAAGCCUUCAACUUCGGCGAACCCUCUCCCACCAACCACCUCCAACAGCCAAUCCCCCCCACCAUUUCUUCUGCAGAACCAUUUAUCUCCCGCUUCCACACCCUAUGCCACCACCUCUCCCUCCGCCUCAACACCUUACUGGGAAUCGGCCUCUCCGUCUCCCCUCCCGAUUUCUUCACCUCUGCUCACCUGCGCGAGAACGGCGCAUCCGGUACCAUCCUCCGAUUACUUUACUACCCUUCUCUUUCCUCCCUCACAUCCCAAUCCCAGGGGCACGAAGUUUCUAGAACUAGUGUGAAGGAAAAAGAAGAUGUCAGAGCCGGCGCCCACUCCGAUUAUGGAAGUAUGACGUUGCUUUUCAGAUUAAAGGGGCAGGCAGGGUUGGAAAUCCAGACUAGAGAAGGAAACUGGGUGCCCGUCCCCGUCUGCCCGCCAGGGACGGAAAAUGAUCCGCAACCGCCUAUACUGGUGAAUAUUGGGGAUUUGUUGAGUUAUUGGACUAAUGGGUUGUUGAGGAGUACGGUGCAUCGGGUUGUUUUUCCGGGAGCGCAAGCGAACGGGUCGGGGCAGGAAGGGCAGGAAGGGAAGGGGAACAGUUUGGUGGAGGGGGAAAGUGGUGAAGGGGAAAGGUAUAGUAUUGCUUACUUUUGUCAUCCGGUUGAGUCGAUGAAAUUGGAGCCGGUGCCGAGUGAGAGGGUAAGAGCGUUUGGGGAGGAGAAUGGAAAGGCGGUGGUUAAUGGGGAGAAGAAGAUGUUGACUGCUGAUGAGCAUUUGAAUAUGAGGCUGCAGGCGAGCUAUCUGAAGUUGUAUGAGGAUGAGAACAAGGAGUGAUAGUUUGGGUUGGUAUGAAUAUGCUAUAGAUGAGACUGGAACUUUAAAAUUUCCAGUGACCAGAACUAUCCGUCGUAUAUGAGUUGAUAAAAAGUUCCAAUCCAGGCGAAUGCGUCUCAAAACCCCAUCCAUAAUC